AUGAAGCCUAUCCGGCCAGAUCCUGUAAGUAAAAGGGUCACCACAGCUGUGGACCAAACCUUAACUUGCAUUAUAGAAGGGCUAGACUCAAACUACCCUGUCUGGGUGACUUGGACAGAUGCAGAAGGAGAAAUAAUAUCCACCCAAGAUUACCCCAACUAUGAGAUAACCCAGGAGAGAGUCUAUGUUAACGGUUCCCAGUCAUCAUUACUCACCAUUAGGCAGUACAAGCUUCAGAGUUUUGCUGGCUCUUCGUCUUUUAAAUUCGGAUGUUCAGCAGAGUCAACUCAAUAUCAAGGAUCACCUCCAUCUAACCCUAUAAGCGUGCAUGCUGAAGUUCUGAAGUUAGAGGUUAUAACCUUGAACGCGAAAUCACUGACUGGUACAGAAACAAAAUUAACAUGUGAAAUACUUGGUUUGACGAGGAAAUUAGAGUCCUUGAGAUGGACGACCUCUAGAGGUGCUGACAUUACAAAUAAUGUCCUCGGAUACUCUACUGAUGCACCGGGGUACUUCAACGGUACCAGUCAAACAACAACUCUUAAAAUUGCCGCAGAACAGAAUGAUGGGAGUACCAGUUAUAAUUGCGUCGUAGCAUCUUAUGAGCAUGGCGUCAAGGAACUCAGCACAGCGGUCAUAUUCAAAAACAACAUAGGGUGGACAGCAGUAACACGUGACGAGCUAAUACCCUUCCCACUUGAAUCUACUUCACUGGAGAUAAGGACUGAUAGUCGGCUGGGAAGUGGUGAUACAGUGGCGGUGUUUUUCUACGAGGGUACCUCAUUAACCUCAUCAGGAGGAGUCUAUAUCUCCUUCUCAUCUACCCCCCGGUACUUGAUCUACUACUGCACCAGUUCCUACACUGAUUUCCCAGUUACUCUGCCCUCCACUACUGACAAGAUAUGGAGGAUUACCCUGACACGCAGUUCAGGUGUCAGAGUUACUAUACACUGUAAUAACGAGGAAGUAGCUAACGUGCUGCUAUCAGACACCUCGUGUGAUGACAGUAUGAGAUACUUCUGGAACAGAGAGACGGCGUAUAUAAUGUUUAGUGGUUCCGACACAGCCUCAGAUUACUAUAGAGAGGCUAAAUAUUCCAGUAACCAGAUAUAUUGUACGUGGCCUGGUAUAGUAACUAGUGUAAAGUAUAGUAACUAGUGUAAAGUAUAGUAACUAGUAUACAGUAUUUGACCAAAACCCAUAAUCAUGCACGGUUACGAAUUGUAAUAAAGCUUAUUGAAUGGGAAAAGCGAGCGACCGAUUUCAUUCUCGGUAUCAAUAUGCAUUUUCGAACGGCUAUUCAGAUUAAUAUCAUUUCCUUUUGUUUGGAAAAGAGAAACACUGGCAGCGGUCCACUCUACCCAUGAUUAUGGGUUUUGGUCAAAUAUCAUCUCUUUUUGAUUAUAAUGUUAGGAUAAUUUACAAAGUCGAAAUGUUAACUCAUAACUUCAUUAAUAUUAAUAUUAAUAAGGAAGUAAUUUAAACGAUUAAGACUAAUUAAUCUAUAAAUUGUCGAUUCAUUUCAUUCUAUGCAUCGGCAUGAAUUAAACAGGAAUUAAACAGGAAUGUGUUUUUCUUGCCAAUGAUACGACACUCUAGCACUCCAAUUA
Bolinopsis microptera is the source of this 1610-nucleotide messenger RNA. RefSeq lists its product as uncharacterized. Lineage: Eukaryota; Metazoa; Ctenophora; Tentaculata; Lobata; Bolinopsidae. The coding region runs from base 1 to 1158 and encodes 385 amino acids. The record is from RefSeq and is a predicted model, not a curated record. The transcript is spliced from 4 exons.